AUGUUUUACAGGAAGUUUCCGUUUAAAACCUCUAAAUUUUGUAGAACAAAAUUUCGUUUCGAACAGCCACGUAGUUAUAAAAUGAGCCAUAACGCUAUUCUUGUGCAGAAGUUUAAUCCAGGUACAGGAAGUUUGGAAUGGGAUUUACAAGCUGAGAGCUAUGACUACACUCAAGAGAUCGCCCGUUCUGGAUUUGCCGAUAUGUUGCACGACGAAGAAAGGAAUUUGAAAUACAAUUUAGCUUUGAACAAAGCCCUAAACAUACUCAGGAUUAAGGGAAAAGUUCCUCGAGUACUGGAUAUUGGCACUGGUACUGGGCUUCUUGCAAUGAUGGCCGUUAAGGCCAAUGCAUCUGCCGUCUUUGCUUGCGAAACAUUCCAGCCCAUGGUGAAAUGUUCAACUGAAGUUAUUGCACAUAAUGGUUUUGCCGAUUCAAUUAAAAUAAUUCCAAAAAGGUCAACUGAAAUCACAGUUGGCCCUCAGAAAGACAUGGAAGACAAAGCCAAUGUUCUAAUAACAGAAGUGUUUGACACAGAGCUGAUUGGGGAAGGUGCCAUUGGAACUUUCAACCAUGCAAAUCAACAAUUACUCUCAGAAGAUUCAGUUGUCAUCCCUGCCCGAGCUACAAUUUAUGUUCAGUUAAUUGAAUCCCACCUAGUGACAUCAUGGAACAGGUCCAUGCCAAUAAAUCUUGGUGGUGACUUCAUAUAUCCACCUUCGAAAGUUUCCUGUUGUCCUGGGAAUGGAGCAGUGCAUGAUAUUCAACUUGCCCAACUCAAAGAGGCCCACUUCAAAGCCCUUUCAGACCCCAUUCCUAUCUUCAACUUCGAUUGGAACAGUAAAGUGCCGAUUCCUGUUGAAGACACAAACACAGUGAAUUUUGUUGCGAAAUGCAGUGGGAAGGCUCACGCCAUGCUAAUGUGGUGGACCUUGGACAUGGAUAUGGCAGGCGAAAUAGUCUUAAGUUGCGCGCCUCCUUGGGCACAUCCAGAAGGAAACGAAUUACCAUGGAGGGAUCAUUGGAUGCAAGCCAUUUAUUACUUUCCAAAUGAUAUUACUAUCAAAUCAGAAGGCGAGAGAUUACACCUGACUGGUUACCAUGACGAAUAUAGCCUUUGGUUUGGAUUACAGACGGAAACGCCCCCCUCCGUUACUUUACCACGUCCAUUCUGUGAUUGCUCUGUUCAUCUUGCUUGUAGCCGUCCCCGCUUAGGACAGCUAAACGAUAACGAUCGCAACCAGAAAUACAUCAGGGUGUUGGAAAAAGUGAUCAGCUCUGAUACAGUAUGCCUGACACUGGGUGAUUGCUGUUUGUUAGGAUUAAUAGUGGCCAAGUUAGGAGCGCGGAAAGUCUAUGCUGCCGAAAGAAAUCCCCAUUGCCGUCGAGUAUUGGAGGCUUGGGUUAAAAGAAAUGACCUAGAAGAACAAGUAACCAUCCUAGAUGGAGAUCUUGAAAAGAGAAAACUCGACUUAAAGGUAAAUCUGGUGUUGGGAGAGCCAGUUUUCGAGAGCUCUGUGCUACCAUGGCACAACCUUUACUUCGCGCGUUGGAAAAACAACGUGCAACACUUAUUGGCAGAUGGCGUGACAAAAAUUUUACCUGGCAAGGCGUACCUUUACGCCAUGGCCGUCGAGAUGAAAGAUUUAUGGAAAAUCAGGGCACCGGUACGCUCCACUCAAGGAAUUGAUCUGUCAGUUUUUGAUAACCUGAUUGAGAGUGCUAUAGAUACCAGCGAUUCUCAAGUUGAGCCUCAUCCUCUGUGGGAAUAUCCCACUCGCGCGCUAAGUCCAGCUAUUCAACUAAUGAUGCUAGAUUUGACGACACUUUCCCUAAUGACCAAAGAAAUUCCUGAAGUGGAAGGUAAGGUCAACUUACCAGUCACUGGCACUGUUAAUGGCGUAGCACUGUGGAUCGAUUGGCAAUUGGACGAGGCAACUGUAAUUAGUGGUGGGCCGACUGCUCCUGUCACGCUUGGCCAAAACGUUCAGUGGGACAUGCACUCCAAACAAGCAGUUUACUUCAUUAAAGAUCCUGUUAGUUUGCAGACAGAAGACAGAAGUUUAAGUUACCAAAUCAAUUUUGUUCCCGAUACUUACGAAUACAAAUUCAAAUUUUCAAUUUUGUAAGUGGAAAUGUAUUUGUAAGCCCCAAAAAUUACACAUUGUUCAAAACGCU
This is a messenger RNA of Daphnia magna, 2176 nucleotides long. It is a transcript of the gene Art7, whose product is annotated as protein arginine N-methyltransferase 7. Gene Ontology annotation, molecular function: protein-arginine N-methyltransferase activity. The coding region runs from base 1 to 2127 and encodes 708 amino acids. Lineage: Eukaryota; Metazoa; Arthropoda; Branchiopoda; Diplostraca; Daphniidae. The transcript has 8 exons. Gene Ontology annotation, biological process: peptidyl-arginine methylation. The record is from RefSeq and is a predicted model, not a curated record.